This is a messenger RNA of Spirodela intermedia, 6459 nucleotides long. NCBI's taxonomy places the organism in Eukaryota, Viridiplantae, Streptophyta, Magnoliopsida, Alismatales, Araceae. The record is from the annotation of a GenBank genome assembly.
AUGUCGACCACGAAGACCUGGGGCCCCAUCGGCGCCUGGGCAGCCGAGUCGGAGGCCGCAGAGGCCGAGGAGCGGGCUGCCGCUGCGGCGGCGGCGGGGGGAACGGCGGCGACGGCGGAUACUGAGAGCUUCCCCAGUCUCAAGGAAGCCGCCUCCGCCAAGCCCAAGAAGAAGAAGGGGGUCACCAUGCCUCUCUCGGAGUUCUACAGCGCCUCAUCCUCUUCGACCACGUCUCGGGGCCUCACACCGGAUGAGCUGUCGCGCCUCCCCACCGGGCCAAGGGAACGCUCCCAAGAGGAGCUCGAAUUAGGCCGCGGUUUCCGCUCGUUCGGCCUUGGUAGCGGCAUGUCUGGCCGUAGGGAUGACGUAGCGGGCGGCGGGAGGAGGUCUUACGGUGGAUUUGAUGACGAUCCCGGGCGGCGGGGGCCGCCAAGAUCUUCGGAUUUCGAGCAGAUGCCUUCGCGGGCCGACGAGGUCGAUAACUGGGGUUCUAUGAAGAAGACUCUCGCAUCGCCACUUCCUAUGGAGUCCGGCAGACAGGACCGCUACGAGGCGCUUGGGGGCAGGGGCGGGGCUUCGAGAGCUGACGAGAUGGACAACUGGGCAGCGGGAAAGAAGCCACUUCCUUCCAGGCAACCUGGGUUUGGAUCGGGAUUUAGGGAUUAUGCUCCAGCAGAUUCCGACCGCUGGGGAAGGGGCGCAGUGAGCCAGCUGCCUCCAAAUGGCGACCGUGAGAGACCCAGGCUCGUGCUGGAACCGCGAAAGGCUGAUGCUGCGGGGGCUCUACCUGAGCCGGCGAAGACGACUAAGCCAAGCCCAUUUGGAGCAGCGCGUCCAAGGGAGGAGGUUUUGGCUGAGAAGGGGAUGGAUUGGAGAAGACUAGAAGCUGAGAUUGAGACCAAGAAGACAAGCCGACCCACGAGUUCUCACUCCAGCAGGCCUUCCAGUGCGCACUCAAGCAGGGCUCAGAGCCCGACCAGACAUUUGGGAGUACCUGAAACGGUAGUGAAGCCUAGGCAGAAGGUUAAUCCUUUCGGUGAAGCAAAACCGCGUGAAGUUAUCCUACAGGAGCAAGGGAAAGACUGGAAGAAGAUUGACUUUGAACUGGAGCAUCGUGGAGUUGAUAGGUAAUUUGCUCCAUUUACUCUGCAUUACACUUUGAUCCUUCUAUUCCUCAUUGAUAACAACGUAAUUUCCUACCCUUUUGGCAACCCUUAAUGUCCCUACCGUUAUUCAAGGUUCUAAUCCCUGCUAUUUCUUUCCUUGAAAUAAUUCAGGUAGAGACUCCAGUGUGUGUUAUUUCCUUCAUUCAUGUACUCUGCUUCCAUAGACUUUAUCCAUUCAAAUAUUUUUCUCCUUUUUCUCUUGUUCUUUGUAGAAAUGUGUUUUGAGUUUGUCAACAAUAAAUGGUUUUAACUGGCAGAGUAGCUGCAUUCUGUUGUGAGAUAACUUUAUUGAAUGCGUUACUAUUGGCUAUUUUUAUGCAUCCGUCAUGUAAGAAAAUAUUCCCAGAAAACUUUUCUGGAGGAAACUUCGGGAGAGUUUGCAAUGCCCAAGUACUAUGGUGUCUUUGGGAUCACUAAAGGAUUAUUCUUAUUUCCAAUAAUUGAAAACUCUUCCAAGGAAUGGUAGCAAUACCUUGUAACUGUCUUAUUCAAGCAAUAUUCUGCAUGCCGCAUAAUAUUCACAAAGACAAUGGUUUGAUUUAUUAAAAAAAUUAAAUAUUUAUACAAUUUAACAUGCUUAUUAUACUCCUUAUGUAUCUAUACCCCUUAUGCAUCCUCCAUGCAUAACCAACACACCAUGUGGUUCUGUGGUUUUCAUGAUAUACGCAACGAUUUUUUGUGAGUCAGUUUAUUAUGACUAAAGAUAGGCGAAUAAAUUAGGUAUAAUGAUUAAGGCAGAAGCCAGCCAACUAGAGUAUACUAUAUUUGAUUAAGAGAUCUCUUGAGAUAGAUGCCUCAUUUGAAAUGAUUUUGAUAACAUUUAAGACAAGACAACAUGGUUUUUGUAAUAGUUGUACUUGCUGUCUUCUGUUGGGGUUUUGUAAGCAAAGUCAAUUGGCUUACUGCAGUUCCUUUGAAAGGAAAUCCCUCUGUCACCUUUCAUGCCACAUCAAUCGUCAAGUGUCCAAAACCAAACCCAUAAAAGGAAAACAAAUGCUGUGUUUAUGGGAUUGUUCUUUGUUAUGCCAUGCAACUCAUGUAUUUCAUUGGUUUUGUUUGAUUUGCCAAAUUACGUGCAUAUGCAUCUACACAUCUUAAUGCUGUGUGUCAGAGUACGCAUAUCUGUUUUAUGAAAUGUCACUUCGACCUGAGCUCAACUUGUUCAGAGUUAACCUCACCUAACUUGUGUUAGAUACACGUCUUUUUGAAGUCAGUAGGAACUGACUCUCCUAUGAUAUUGCAUUCAUACAAAACGUUCAGCUAGAACGUUUGGUAUGUAUCUUACUCGUAAUCUUCUCCAUUCUUCGUUGUCUCCUUUUCUCCAGACGUGCGCAAAACUUGCAGCUUCGCCUCAUUCUUGGUCAUCCCGAAUAUUUGGGAGCAUCAUUUCGUCUAAGGGUAUUCUGUGUGUCUAACUUCAUUAUUUUUCCUCAUCACUGAUUUCCAAAAGCUCUUGAUUGAGAAGAAAGAUGACUCCUUUGUUCAAUCGGUUUGGAAUUUUGCUGUCUUGCCCAAUGUUUUAUUUAUUAUAUAUCAUCCAUGCUUCAUUGGUAGAUGUGCAAGAAGUUGGUUCAUGAAUAUCAGAUAAGAGCAUUAGUGUUCUGAUGAAUUUCUAGUUUUAUUCUUCUGACUUUAAAAGUGCUUCUAUUGCUAAUAUUAUUCAAUAAAUCGAAAAUUCAAUAUCAACCUUUCUUCUUGCCAUUUUGUCUGUUGGAUCUGUAUGUGCAUUAUUUCCAUGUAAUCUAAACGUCGGGAAUUUUAUCAGUGGUUUUCCUUUGGAGCAUUUUCUUUUCCAAUGCUACAUUGAGUUUUUUAAUAAGGAGAUUAUCUGUGUUCACUUUUUGUUUUGAAUUAAGGGUGUAGUGAUAGGCAAGCCUUCUAAAGCUAGGAAGGGUGGGUUAUGGCAAAUUGACUUAAUUAAUGAAUGUAGGAACCUUUAUUUUUAUGGAAAACGUGGAUGUCAUUUUAAAUUAACGUUUUUAAAGGUAAGUCGAAGCCUGAUUGAUGGCUGGAAAUGUAUCUUUCUAUGGGUGACGGUUCAUUUUAGUAAGUGGAGGGGAAAUUUUGUAUUCUGUUCAUACACAGAUGCAAAUGCUAAGUUGGGCAAGAAUGAAAGGAGAAUGCUAUUAAAGUUCGUAUUCAGGUAAAGUACUAUUAAAGUUAAAUGUAAGAAAUUUGCCGCAAGCAAAAAUUUUGAGAACUGAUAGCUUUAUUUAGAUAUUGAUUAUUCUAUGUCUGAAACCUCAUUCAUUGGGAAAAUAAUCUGACUUUGUCCCUGCUCCUAGGGGCGGUGGGGCCUUUUUUUAUGGUGGAUGAUACACAAGAUGGCACUCAUAUGGAUACAAUGUGUUUGCCUUUCAAUAACAAAUCCAUAAAACCUUAUGCCUGGGUAACCUGAAUGGAAAAAUUAAAGUCUGCACUGACAGCAAACAGGAAGUCAGGAAAGAUGCAGGAAAGAUUCCUGUAUUAAGGCCACCCGUUUUAUUUUUUAUUUUUAUGGACUUCGCCCAAUUACAACGGAAAAUGGAAAUUGUUGAUUCUAUGUUUCUGAAGCUGACCAUUCUUUCACUUUAUAAAAUUACUCUAGGACAUAUCUCCAUUCCCUUUUCUUCAAAUGACCUCAAAGUAUUUGUUAGCCUGUAUAUCUUUUUCUUCUGCCCACAAAUAUGAUACAGUCCACUCAUAGUGGAUGAAUAUUAGCGAUGAUUAUCUUUGGCAACUCUGUUAUGUUAAAUAUAGCUCCGUUUUUCACUUCAUUACGAAAUUCUCUGAAUAGACCAGCAGCAUUUUUUUACUAUCCACUAUAGGAAUAAUAUUUUAAGGCACUGAGCGGAUAAAUAUCUCGACUUUAGCUGGAAUUAGGUUGAUCUGAAUGAAAUCUUAUAUCAAAACCUGUUGUUUUCUUUUCCAUUUGCCAUAUAUGUGUUUAUCGUUGUUUGUCAGACAACUCAUUUUACCGCGUUUACCUUUUUAUUGAAGGUGAAUUUCAUAAAGUGUUUUAGAAAUGACUGUUCCCAAUACAAAUGAGUUCAACCGACUUCGUGUGCAACAUGAGAUUUGUUCUAUGCUUCUAGGGAGGUUCUGAUGCCUUUAUUUCUGGAACUACGGUUUUGAAAGCUGGGAAUAUUCCUUUUUUAAGUACGCGGGAAGUGACUGAUAUAUAGCUACCCACUUUCUGCUGCCAAGAUUUAUAUGAAGAUACUGCUACAUAGUUUUUAGCUUCAGAAGGGAAGAUUGGCACCUACUUUGGCCUUUCCUAGAUUGCAUGCCAUUUUUUUUAAUGGGUGAAUUAUGUUAUUAUCCGCGAAAUUGCGAUAUAUGUAGUUAACGAAUUUGCGAUCUAAAUGAAAGCUUGACUUUCAUUUUUGUGCUUGCUGGGAUUUCCAUUUUAAUGAAAGGAUUAUUUCCUCUUAGUGUAACCAUGUUCAUGUUGCAAAACUAUUUCUAGAGCGACUGAGGUCAGGCAAAGUGUUACGGUACUGCGUCAAACCUUGGUUUUUGUUAGCAUAACCUGACUUUGGUUGAUAAACGAUUUUCGAGCUUUGUGAGCCUAAAAGUUUAUCUGAACUAUUGACAGAUAUAGGCAGAGUGAUGGCGUGUUAUUCAUGUGUUUUCAUAUUUAUUGAUACUUUUGUGUAUCACUGGGUGACCUAAAUCAGUGAUACCACUUACGAAAUCUGUCGGGAGCUUGAUAUCUUUUGGAAAAUUGCUUGCAGUAAAUUUCAAGCUAUUAGACAAUUAUUAUAUCCAAUUGCUUAUAAGUGGGCACCUACUUUCGACAUUAUUGUGCAUUGGUUUAAGCUCUGGACGUAGAAUAUGAUGAUAGCAUAUGUAGAACCUAAUCAGUCAUUAUAGACCAUAUGAACCUAGUUGAUCUUCAUUUCGUUGCAGAGGCCUUCAAGUAGAGAAGUCCACUGUUGAACCAGAUGACUCUUACAACAAAACUACCAUCCCUAUUCUGUGCUGCAUGAACACGUACAUAUGCUAAAAUUAUUAGUGCUGCGAGAAAUGAAGUGAUUAAAAUACUUUCUGGUUUCAAGAACUGUUCCUUUUUUUUUCAGUGUUAUUAUUUGUGUUGUAGUUUGAAACAAUUUGACGACUUUCUGGAAUGUUGCCGUCCUGCUCAUUUAUUCCACUAUCUGAAGAUUGUAUUAACGACUAAUCUCUGUAGUUGCAUGUUAAAAUUUCAGACCUGAGACUGAAGAAGAAAAGAUGUUGAAGGAACAAAUCAACCUUCUGAAUGAGCACCUGACUAAAGACAAUAAAGCUAAUGACAAUGGGGAAUCCGACCAGUUCUCUCCUGAAGAUCUUGAUACUGUCCAGCAGAAGAAAGAUAAUUUAGAAAGGGAGCUGGAGCACCUAUCACGCGAGUUGGAUGACAAGGUUCGGUUUGGGCAGAAAGCAAAUGACCGAAGGCCUGGCUCUGGAUCAGGAAGACUUAGCAUUAUGUCAGAUAGGCCUUCCUCACAGUCUGGUGCAUCAGAAGAUGCAAGGAGUACGGAGUUCACGGAGAGGCCUCGAUCCCGUGGAGGAGGGGGAGACACGUGGAGCAGGCCAGCAGAUGAUCGUAGAUCAUAUCAGCUCGGAACGGGAGGAGGGUUUCUUGGGAAUAGAAGCAUGAACAGGUAUGUGCUUCAUAUUAAUAAAAAAACUAUUGGAUUGACAUAGCAUGGGAUACGCAUGAAACAUCGAGAAAAUAAUAUGAGGAAUGUCUGUUUUUCCUUUCCUGUUAUGAUUCAGCUGCCGUGUACUCUUUUUUUUUCUGGGUGAUUAGUCUCCACUUUUGGAAAUAAAGUGCUGUUAACAAGUUAUCUCCUUUUGAUCGAUAACUUCUUGUCCCAAUUAGAAGAGGAUUUGAAUUGAGAAAAAGAAGGGUUAAUGUUAGUCCGAAAAUCGUGCAAAUAUUUACAAGAUAUCCGGAUCGCCGUUUUACUUUGCAUAUCUUUUCAUUGAUUCAAAGUACAUUCUAGCAGCACUGCCGUGUAGGUAUCAGAGCAGCAGCUCAUGUGGGAAAAUUUCCUCGUCCAAGAAAAUAAAUUAUGGAGCAUUUGAUCAAGCUCGAUUAAACUUGAUAUUCUUCUUGGGUUAUUCUUUAGGCUUUUUGAUUUAAAUCAUUAUGGAAUAACAUGCAAUAAUAUGCCAACUAUUUUUGACUCCUUUGAGAUCUUUUUCAAUAUUUCAUGGCCAUGAAUAUUUUCACAAGAAAAUAAAAUUUUAAAAUCUUUCCUCAUUGGUAUCUCUUGAGAAUAUGAUUUCUGUGGGUUUCAGGUCCCAGUCCAGGGAAAGAUGGUGA